AUCUCUUCAGAUCCCUCUCUGCUAUUGGAUUUCUAGAGAAAUUUUAUCAGUUAGGAAAUUGUGAUGGGUGAUUGCAAUUCCGAGAAUAACCACUUCUUAAAGGAGUUUUAUAUCCCGGAUUUCAUAUUAAUACCAGACUUGGAGGUUGGAGAUGUUACAAGUAUUCCCUCCUGUCCUGUGAUCGUGUUCAUAAACUCCAAAAGUGGUGGUCAGCUUGGUGGGGAUCUGCUUAGGACAUAUCGUGAUCUUCUCAAUAAAAACCAGGUUUUUGAUUUGGGGGAAGAAGCCCCUGAUAAAGUUCUACGCAGGAUUUAUUUCAAUUUAGAAAAGCUCAAGCUCAGUGGAGAUGAUUUUUCUGCAAAAAUUCAAAAGACACUGAGACUAAUAGUUGCAGGUGGGGAUGGUACUGCUAGUUGGCUGCUUGGGGUAGUUUCUGAUCUCAAACUAUCUCAGCCACCUCCAAUUGCUACAGUGCCACUGGGAACUGGCAACAACCUCCCCUUUUCAUUCGGUUGGGGAAAGAAGAAUCCUGGCACAGAUCAUCAGUCUGUGAAGUCGUUCUUGGAACAAGUAAAGAAAGCCAAAGAUAUGAAAAUAGACAGCUGGCAUAUUCUCAUGAGGAUGAGAGCUCCCAAGGAAGGUUCUUGUGAUCCCAUUGCACCUCUCGAACUACCACAUUCUUUGCACGCAUUUCAUCGUGUCUCCAGUACAGACUCACUGAACAUGGAAGGUUGCCACACAUUCCGUGGGGGAUUUUGGAACUACUUCAGCAUGGGAAUGGAUGCUCAAGUAUCGUAUGCAUUUCAUUCUGAAAGGAAGUUGCAUCCAGAAAAAUUUAAAAAUCAGUUAGUCAAUCAGAGUACUUAUGCGAAGCUUGGAUGUACACAAGGAUGGUUUUGUGCUUCUCUGUUCCACCCUUCUUCACGGAAUAUUGCCCAACUUGCAAAGAUUAAGAUUAUGAAGAGACAAGGUCAGUGGGAAGAUCUCGCUGUGCCUCGCAGCAUCAGGUCAAUUGUUUGCCUUAAUUUACCAAGCUUUUCUGGUGGAUUUAAUCCAUGGGGAACUCCAAAUAAGAGGAAAGAGCAUGAUAGAGAUCUGACCCCACCAUUUGUAGAUGAUGGCCUUAUUGAGGUCGUCGGUUUUAGAGAUGCUUGGCAUGGUCUUAUUUUGCUUGCUCCAAAAGGACAUGGAACUCGUCUUGCACAGGCACAUCGCAUCCGCUUUGAGUUCCACAAGGGUGCAGCUGACCACACAUUCAUGAGGAUUGAUGGGGAGCCAUGGAAACAGCCCCUGCCUGUUGAUGAUGACACAGUUGUGGUCGAGAUCUCUCACCUUGGUCAAGUGAACAUGCUUGCUGUACCAGGUUGCCGAUCCAAAAGUUUCCAAGAUCCCAUAUCGCACUCCGGUCAUCAUGAUGAAGAGGGUGAUAGUAACGAAGACGACUCUGAAGAGGACACCGAAGAACGGAGAAAGUUUGGCGCAGCUGACACUUUCAGACUUCCAGAUGGGGUUGACAUUAGUCACCUCAGUUAAGCUCUAUAAUAUUUAACUCUCUUUAUGUAAUUGUCUCCAAACAAUUCUUGUCCAUCUUAUUUGAACUUUUCAUGGUUCAUAUUUUUUACCAGUAACGUAUUGCGGUUAAGCUUGGUGGUUACCAUGUUGCUGCCAGUUGUAAAUUUUCCCUUGUUGAA
Telopea speciosissima is the source of this 1691-nucleotide messenger RNA. Its product is annotated as diacylglycerol kinase 5. The record is from RefSeq and is a predicted model, not a curated record. Lineage: Eukaryota; Viridiplantae; Streptophyta; Magnoliopsida; Proteales; Proteaceae. Gene Ontology annotation, molecular function: ATP-dependent diacylglycerol kinase activity. Bases 64 to 1533 code for a protein of 489 amino acids. The transcript is spliced from 13 exons.